Molecule: messenger RNA, 1289 nt
Organism: Trifolium pratense (red clover)
Lineage: Eukaryota; Viridiplantae; Streptophyta; Magnoliopsida; Fabales; Fabaceae
Product: plasmodesmata-located protein 6
Exons: 3
Coding region: 227-1075 (282 amino acids)
Cellular component (GO): plasmodesma
Source: RefSeq, a predicted model, not a curated record
GUACAACACAUUACAUAAGUGAUCAACUUUAACCGUUUAUCACUCCACUCAGCUUUUUUCUCCCCGCGCUUAUUUCCACAAUCAUAUUCUCUUUUUUCUUUCAUCAACUUCUUCACUUCCUUACGUAAUUUCUCCUUAAAGCAACACUCUCCACAAACAAAAACAAAAACAAAAAACUUUCUCACUUUGUUAUUUUCUCCUUACUCUGUUUCUUAACAAAACAAACAUGGUUGCUCUGUUUUUUCUCUUCAUAGUCACACUCUUAACAACUUCAACCUCAUCAAUCUCCGACACCAACUCAUUCAUCUUCGGUGGUUGUUCUCGUCUCAAAUACUCGCCGGGUUCGGCUUAUGAAACCAGCGUUAACUCAGUCCUAACUUCGCUAGUUGAUUCAGCAGCCUUUACUACAUACAACAAAUUCACCGGCACCGCCGCGUCGGAAACUGUCUACGGUCUUUUUCAAUGUCGUGGAGAUUUAAACAAUGAUCAGUGUUCAACCUGUGUAGCGCGUGCAGUGAGUCAACUCGGUACACUCUGUUUCGCUACUUACGGUGGCGCGUUACAGCUUGAAGGAUGUUUCGUAAAAUAUGAUAAUGUUUCGUUUUUUGGCGUAGAGGAUAAAACAGAAGUGACCAAGAAAUGUGGACCGUCGAUUGGGUUGACUUCUGAUGCGUUUACUCGAAGGGAUGGUGUGCUGGCAUAUUUACAGUCGUCCGAUGGGAGUAAUAAAAAUUUUAUGACAAAUUCGGUUGGGGAUUUUAAGGGUGUGGCGCAGUGUACGGGGGAUUUGAGUACCAGCAAGUGUCAGGAUUGUGUUUCGGAAGCAAUCCAACGGUUGAAAAGUGAGUGUGGAGCUUCCACGUGGGGUGAUAUGUAUUUGGCCAAGUGCUACGUGCGUUAUUCGGAAGGUGGAGAUCACUCGCGUGGUAGUAACGUAGAUGAUAGCAAUCACAAUGAUGAUGAAAUUGAGAAGACACUAGCCAUACUAAUUGGACUCAUUGCUGGUGUUGCUCUAAUCAUAGUUUUCCUUUCCUUCUUGAAUAAGGUCUGCGAAAAGCAAAGAGGUGGUAAAUAAAGAAUAUAUUAUAUAUAUGGAUAGUAAUAACAUUGAAAAUUUGUCCCUGCUAUUUUUUUUUGUUGUUGGUAUUUUCCUUUGUAAGUUUCCAGCACAAUUCCCUUUUAUAAAAAGAUUGCUCAGUGAAGAAGGUAUAGAUAGAAAGAUCUUUGUGGAAAAAGUGGUUCUUUACAUAAUGAGUUACAAUAAGGUGAAAAGACUCAGAUUCCACUCU